CAGCCGUGGUCAGUAGUAGUAGAGAAAAGGAGAAAGUUGAAGCUUGAGAGACGUUUCUUUUUUUUUCACUUUUAGGAUUUGGAACAUCUGCUGCUGCGUCUUCUCCAGCACACAGGCGGUAACUUGACGGGAUUUUUUCCCAUUAAAUUGCUUUUGUCACCUGCAUCAGACCAACCUCAGAACAUCUCCACGGGCACUGACUCUAUCAUCUCUCUCUCUCUCUCUCUCUCUCUCUCUCUAUCUCUCUCUCUUUCUUUCUUUCUUUCUUUCCUGCUCGCCUUUUCUUUUCCUUCUCCUCCUGCCUAAUAACGAUGGAUUAUCAGAAACCGGAUGGAAACAGAUGAAGAACGAUUGAGAUCUGCAGCGCGGCUGUUUUCCCUUUUUCUUUUCAAAAAGAAGCCUUUCGAAGCAGGCGUCAGCUCCGGCAACAGUUCAAGCUGUCCUGAUCAGCUCGCGCCACAAUAACAGGCUGCCAUCUGACAGAGAUACAGUGCGCAGGCUCUCCCAGCGCUGCUCGCCAGCAUCAGACCCCCAGAGCAACGCACAGUUGGACACUCGGACAACACAUACCAGGUUUGGCUGCGGAGAUCAAGCAGAACGUUUCGAGUCGACAAGAAGACAAGUUCUCCUCUCGGAACAUUAGUCAGUAGGAGAACUGCUGCUUUGGGUCUCUAGUUUUUUCCUCCGCUGAACUCUCCUCCGAAGGUUAGAGGAGCAUGUAACUGAAACAAGUGGAGCCCUCGGUGAUUUGAGCAUUCUGUCUCCCCCAUCUGUGCCUACAUUCUCUGCUACAGAUAGGGACGUUUUUGAUAAUUACAUAUAAUUAUAAUUUCUGUGGGAGACAGAUCUGCCUCUGUCUAACACCUCCAACACAAUCACUUCACACAUUUACAUAUUUCUCAACAAAAGUGAUAUUCUUUGAACCUCUGAGACAAAUCAAGAAUAAUUUUUACUUAAAGAGACAUGUCACAGGGAGACGCGCUGUGUCAUUCAUUUCAUAUCUUAUGAGUGAUUUUGUGCCUGAGAGCUGAAUGCAGAGCGUUUAAAAACCAGCGACAUCUGCCUCGUUUUGCAAUGUGCUUCACAGGCCGGGAAUCGUUCCCUUGGUUUAUGCUUACUCCUGAUUUUCAGUUGUUACAGUCUUCUAGCACUUAAGCUGAGCCUGGCUCAUUAUCACCCCCGUCCCAAUCACAGUAACACUAUGUGCCAGGCGAGUACGGAUGCACAUUAAUCCGACAACAGAAAAGAUUGCGAUAAAGUACAUAGUGUAUCUAUAGAUGUGCUCAGGAGAGGGGAACACGGAGAUAAGUCCCUGCUAAAGAGAAACCAGGCCCCAUUAACGGACAGCGGUGCAGACGGUUUUAUUUCAAUUCGAUUGUUUACAAUGCAAAAAAAAUUAUGAAAAGAGUUGUAGAUUCAUUUUUUCCAGAAAAUAAUCUCUCACAUCUUAAACAAGUGCCAAUUCUGAAUGUAUGCAGUGCCGAACUGAAAUAGUCAUCGAGGAGUGAACAAAAUAGAUAACUGUUUACAUUUGACAAAGCAUCGGCCAUAGACUAUUGUGGAAGUGCCACAGUCAGCCCAGGAAUGUAUGGGACUGCCAUAUUUUAUUAAAAAAUACUUGCUAGUGAUUUCUACUGGGCUUUGUGCUCACAAGAUAUAUUUCCAUUCAGCACAGAGCGUCAGACACAUGUCGUGUUGCUCAGUGGGACGUGCAGAAGAAGACGUUACAGACUAAAAGCAUGACGAGUUUUGUCUUCAGCUUGUCGUCUUUACAGAGCUGCAUCCAUUUUAGUGCUGUGGACUCGAGAGGUGCUCCUGAUGAAGUCAUUACACAGUUCCUUUCCAGCUGUAAAUUAAAACAGUUUUAAUUCAACUGUUCCUACGAACUGAUUUUGAUAGUGUUCCAUUUUGUACUGUUCCUGGCCUAUUCUCCUAUUACAUAAUAUAAACACCCAAAACAAAACCACCUUUUUUUCAAAUUUCUCAUCGGAACCUCACUGAAUGAAACUACUGAUACGCUAUCAAUAUUCAGAAGGUUGUGCAUGCUUCCUGAAUAUUUCACAUGGCAUUCUAGUGGGUUAAGCUGCACAAGCGGAUACAGCGUUGUAACUGCAUUGACUCAACAACAGAAAAUAGAUCUCUUAGUCAUGUAAAAAUGACGCCCACCACCAAUCUCCGAGUCCUCGCUGUCUCCCUGCUCUCCCUCCUUACUGCCCCAAUUACCACUGUUGCGGAGACCUCUCCGUCCUUCCCUCCUGAGCACACAGACCCCUCAGGCAGGCCGUUCACAGAGGAGCCCAUGAGGGGCCCCAGCCCCUCGCUCCUGCUCCUCGCCAUCCAGGCCAAUCUCAGGCCAGCUGCUCUCCAAGGCAGGACCAAAACGGCUGAGACAUUUCCAGAGACCUCAGAGGGAGUUCUCGAGGCGCCUCCAAGGCCCCUGCCCCAGGUCAUGUUACCCAAGACUGUGACUACAGCGAAGAACGCCCUUGCUCCUCCCUUAGGCGCAGCCCUGAUACCGCACCCUCGACCACAGCUGAUGGAUGGAUGGAUGGAUGUAUGUCGGGGGUAUUACGACGUGAUGGGACACUUUGACACCGCCUUCAACUGCUCCAAGGACAGCUUCGUGGUCUGCUGUGGAACCUGCCACUACCGGUUCUGCUGUCCAGAGCGUACCCGACAACUGGACCAGGCCAGCUGUCGAAACUAUGACUCUCCAGACUGGGCCAAGCCACAGACAGACACCAUGGAUUUAUCAGAUGAGCUACCCGACCCAGACUUCGAUCCGCUGAAGCAACAGAGCCACAACACCGGCUUCGUCAUCGGCGGCGUGAUCGUGUUCAUGGUGGCGGUCGCUGUGGGCAUCAAGGUGGUCUUCAACAAGGUGCAACAGGAGGCCAACCAGAGGGACCUCAACAUGCCCAGAGCCCUGGUUGACAUGUUGCGGCACCAGUCCAGUCCGGUUCAGCAGGAUGAGAGGAACAACAGCGUGGCUCUGACUGUGGGGGACGGACAUGGGACGCUGGGGAGAGCUCCAAAAAAUCUUUAUGCCCCAGGACUUCCCACCAAGGACAACAGAUUGGGCAAUUUGCAGCACAAUUUCAUCCAAUCGUCAGGCUCCAGUCCCAAACACACCGCAACCAUCGAGCGCACCCCGCGGAUGAACAAUGCUCAGCUGGCAGCUGGGGGCACCCUGCUCUCCAGUAAACACAACAACACCAAAUCCCAGCCGUCCUUCCACCACUCCCUGCACAACCUGGCUCAGCUGCCUCCCUCCUAUGAGAGCGCCACCAAGCCAGAGCUCAACAGAUACUCCUCGCUCAAACGCCUCGAAAAAGGUCUUGAUGAGUACUCGUCUGGUUACUGCACCACCAAGCGCCGGCCUCACACAGCCCAGCCGGCCCUCCAGUCUUCCCAGCAUCACCUCCACUGGGGGGGAGACUACACCCUAGGUGGAAGAGGAACCCUCCCCAGGCACGCAGCUCGCCCAUGGAUCCCACCGCAGCCAUCUGGUAUGCCUGCCUCACCUACCCCCAAUCCUUACCCCUUGGAUCCCCCGGAACCACAGUACAUCAACUCCAACUACGACACUCUGUCCAAACACCCAAGAAAAGUAAAGUCCAGUGAUCAGCUGCUCAACAUGGGGGACGUCCCUGGUAACACAGGGACUCUGUCCCGGCUGUCCAAGAACCAGCAACACCAGUAUUACAAAGCCAUGGUGGCCUCCAAUAAGAACUCAAACACACAGACCCUCACCCGCAAGGCCCAGGACCGGCAGGAGCGACAGGAUAGACAGGAGCGGCUGCUCAUGUCACCAGACCACCUGGAAGACAGGAUGGGGGUUGGUGGUAUGGGUGUUGGGGAUCCAUACGCCCACACAGGGGGCAACGUCCCCACGCUGCCUCGCCAGCAGAAGGCCCAGUCCCAGCAGAACGUCUGCGCCACACCCUCCCUGGACCGGCACCACAUGAUCAAGAUGAACUCUCACCCCACGUCCGGAAGGGAGCAGGAGAGGAACGCGCCGAUGACGGGCCACAUGAGCGGGGGCAUGGGCUGGGCAGGGGAGACGCCCGGGGCGGGGGUGGUCAUGGGAACGGGAACACUAGGGGGCCACAGCGCCAGGAGGAUGGCGUUUGCAGCGAAAAGGCAGAACACCAUCGAGCAGCUACAUUUCAUCCCGGGUGGGGGCGGCGGGGGGUCAGGAGGAAGUGGGGGAGGCAGUCAGGGGAUCAGAACAGGGAGUAAAAACGAGGUGACGGUGUGA
Messenger RNA from Platichthys flesus (European flounder), 4261 nucleotides. RefSeq names its product protein shisa-7 (gene shisa7a). The record is from RefSeq and is a predicted model, not a curated record. The transcript has 6 exons. Gene Ontology annotation, cellular component: dendritic spine membrane; postsynaptic density; AMPA glutamate receptor complex. Gene Ontology annotation, biological process: regulation of short-term neuronal synaptic plasticity; regulation of AMPA receptor activity. NCBI's taxonomy places the organism in Eukaryota, Metazoa, Chordata, Actinopteri, Pleuronectiformes, Pleuronectidae. The coding region runs from base 2156 to 4261 and encodes 701 amino acids.